AUGAAACUGGCGAGGAAGGCGGACACGCGACGGAUGGCAGCGCUAUCUACGGAAGCUCGUCGACAGCUACUAGAGCUUAAGCGACGUUCGGAUUUGGAGCGGAUGCUGUUGCCAGAUGGGCCACCUCGCAAACGGCAAACAAAGCGGGCAUCUCCAGAACGUCAGCAAUGCGUAAUGGUUGCACCAGUCGACGAGCUAUGUGACGAAUUAAACCCCGUAAAGCCAACUCAGGUCGUGGCCUCGACGUCCAGAGAAGCUGAUUUUUCUGAACCCGCCACGACUUCUGGGUUGGCCCGUUCUUCCUGCCGAGCAAAUGUUUCUAUCGAAGAUGUUUACGAAUCGUCAAUCUCCGAAGACGGAAUGGGGGGUAUGUCCGACCCCGAAACAGUCUCGGUUUAUAGCUCUCCUAGUCCUUCCUCUCCAAAUCCCUAUAUCAUGCUGAGGACGUCCCUUAAAAGACCUUACCAGCAGAUGACCUCUUCGGAUAAGGAU
This is a messenger RNA of Iphiclides podalirius (scarce swallowtail), 492 nucleotides long. NCBI's taxonomy places the organism in Eukaryota, Metazoa, Arthropoda, Insecta, Lepidoptera, Papilionidae. The record is from the annotation of a GenBank genome assembly.